AUGAAAUGUACAAAGCUUUGUCUUCAAGAUAGAUCAAAAUUAAAACCAUCAAAAAGUGAGAGGUCGGGACGAUUUUGUGAAAAACGGAUGGUGGACCCCGGACAUGAAGAAGAUCCGCGAUGGAGUGAUAAAAUGUUUUAUUGCAGUGAUGUUGAUAUCAAUGAAAAAAAUGAGAAAAGCAGGUUACAGAGCGGAAACGAACUAGUUCUUACCGUACAAAACAUACAAUUUAAAGGAAACGUCGAACAAAAGAAAAGACCGCGGACUGGUUUCAAAUACAAAUCAUUGCCAGCUAACUAUAAGCAUAGAAUGUUUGUGAGAGAAAAUGUCGAAGACUUAGAUCAAAAUGCUGAUUGCUACUCCGAGCUCAGCAAUUAUUUUGAUAAUUAUGCUAAAUACUUCACAAAUUGCAAUUCUAGGCCAACUUCCAGCAAAUCUAGUUUAAUUUUAAACGAUUUCAUUGAUAGACAUACUGAAAAUAAAGCUGUUCAAGUAGACAUGGGGUGCAAAACAAAAAAGAAACAAAAGUUUCAAUUAAAGACUAAUAAACUCCAAAAACAUAAAACUUACCACGAAAAUAACUUCAAAAUUGUAGAAAGCGAUGAUGAUACAAAGGUAUUAUAUCAUAAGAAUAGCAAGCGCAAAAGUCUUACGAUUACCAGGAAUGAGAGCCCUGCAACCCUCCAAAUAAUAAGAGUGGAUGUUGUUUGUAGUUAUAGCAGCAGUUCAACUAUGUCUGAUUAUGAUGAAGGUAAAAAAAUAUCAUCCAAUGACCCGAAACAAAAUAUAACUACCAAUACAAAAUCACAUCUAGCCAAUAAAUAUAUGUUGACAAAUUCAGUAAAAACUUUGGAUGAGAAUAUUUCAAGUGGAAAGGUCACCUUAUUGUGUAAAACAUUUAAAUUAAGUGAUAGAUCGAAAACAUUAUACAAUAAAAAUUCUAAGAUAUAA
Messenger RNA from Danaus chrysippus (African queen), 951 nucleotides. Lineage: Eukaryota; Metazoa; Arthropoda; Insecta; Lepidoptera; Nymphalidae. The record is from the annotation of a GenBank genome assembly.